This is a messenger RNA of Botrytis byssoidea, 1149 nucleotides long. RefSeq lists its product as uncharacterized. The transcript is spliced from 5 exons. Bases 1 to 1149 code for a protein of 382 amino acids. NCBI's taxonomy places the organism in Eukaryota, Fungi, Ascomycota, Leotiomycetes, Helotiales, Sclerotiniaceae. The record is from RefSeq and is a predicted model, not a curated record.
AUGAUAAGGCUACCUGUCAAAAGCCAAAUGAACACCCAGCUGACGACAAAAAAAUCGAUAUCAAGAUGGUUGUUUCAUCUCGUGAAACGACGGCUGGGUAUAAAAUAUCCGAAGAAAAGAUUUACUGCCAUACGUCUGUUAUGCAGACAUUCAAAAAUACAAUUUCACAUCUUUUUUUGCCCAAGAGACAGUGAAGGCGACCAGAGGAUAACUUGGUGUUGUGUGAGUAAACUACUGCUCAAAGCACAGUAUUAUCUUGACCUAAAUUGUCAGGAGUGUGCCGGGUACCCCUAUGUGGAUUUCAAAACAAAAUCGCCAGAAAAUAUGCGAGACAUACACGCGAUACUGCAUAACGUCCAAAAUGUAGCAAUCCGUAAAUUUCGAGCUGUCUCAUCUAGUGGCCAUGCUCACUCGGUCACGAAUACCUUUCCACCCACAUCGCAAGCGUUGACAAAAUUAACGCCGAAAUCACCAGCAUUGAUCUCUACGACAUCCACCUCGUCGUUAUUGAUUUUGUCAACACCAACAUCUUCCGUAUGGACCUUAUCAACUUCGACAGAAGCAACCUCUCUCGAAUUCUGUACAAACGCUGGUGAGAAUCUCAAAAAACUUGGCGAGAUUAAUCUCGUUGGUACAAAACUUGAUGAGGAUAUGUUCAAAAGGACUCGUGAAAAAGACUAUGACUUGCGCGGCGCGUGGUCCAAACUUUGGCUUCUCAAACCAGCAUCUGUAUAUUUCGUAAGGUUCUCUGUAGAACAACGUUAUCGCGUCGGUAUUCUGCAAAAACCACUUUCUCUACCACCCGAAGUAGAGCUUCCUGUUACGGAGAAUGUUAUCUUCCACUAUCUGAAUUGCACCAAUCCUACAGGAAUUCUUUUCUGGAUGAGAAAAGUCGCACGAAAAUGCAAUACAAGUAUACUUGAUAACGGAGCUGCACCAAUUGGAAUCCAUAUUGAUGAAGGCCCGAAUUACAAAGUUAUCUUCUGUAUAAACUUUGUGGCCCAAGUGAUAGGCGGCAUCAUAGCUUUGGCAUGGUCACUUGCCAAAGGAGAUUUUCAUGGUGCUUUUGGCUUCGCGAGUUGGUUUAUAGCUUCCGUGAACGCAAUUCUGCUGACGCUUACGUAUUGGUUAGACGAGCAAGCCUUAUAA